Molecule: messenger RNA, 5561 nt
Organism: Onychostruthus taczanowskii (white-rumped snowfinch)
Lineage: Eukaryota; Metazoa; Chordata; Aves; Passeriformes; Passeridae
Gene: PRRX2
Product: paired related homeobox 2
Exons: 4
Coding region: 45-788 (247 amino acids)
Biological process (GO): regulation of DNA-templated transcription
Molecular function (GO): DNA binding; DNA-binding transcription factor activity, RNA polymerase II-specific
Source: RefSeq, a predicted model, not a curated record
CGGCCCGGCACCUCGGGCUGGGCUGCGGGCUGGGGGUGGGAGCCAUGGACUCGGCGCCAGCCUUUGCCAUGGACAAGCCGUUCGCCCCCGGCGCCGUGCGCGGCCCGGAGCCGCCCGAAAACGCUCAAAGCCGGAAAAACUUCAGCGUCAGCCACCUCCUCGACCUGGAGGAGGUGGCGGCCGGUAUGAACGGGACCCCCGCGGCCGGUCCCCCGCCCGCCGGUGGCGGCAAGGCCAUCCCGGAGCCGUCGGGAGGCAGCAGCGGCAGCGAGGCAGCGCCCCAGGACGGAGAGAGCCUGAGCCCCAGCUGCGGGGCAGCCAAGAGGAAGAAGAAGCAGAGGAGGAACCGCACCACCUUCAACAGCAGCCAGCUGCAGGCUCUGGAGAGGGUCUUUGAGAGGACACACUACCCCGACGCCUUUGUGCGGGAGGAGCUGGCCAGAAGGGUCAACCUCAGCGAGGCCAGAGUCCAGGUGUGGUUCCAGAACCGGAGGGCCAAGUUCCGCCGUAACGAGAGGGCGAUGCUGGCCAACAGAUCGGCGUCGCUGCUCAAAUCCUACAGCCAAGAAGCAGCCAUUGAGCAGCCCAUGGCUCCACGACCCACUGCACUGACCCCUGAGUAUCUCUCGUGGACCAGCACCUCCCCGUACAGCACUGUGCCCUCCUACAGCUCCAGCGGGACCGCAACGCCCACCCAAGGGGUGAACAUGGCCAACAGCAUCGCCAGCCUGCGCCUCAAAGCCAAAGAGUUCAGCCUCCAUCAGAACCAGGUGCCGACGGUGAACUGAGCAGGGCAAACCCUAUCCCAUGGCCUCCUCCGGGAUACAGCGUGGAGCUCCAGGACAAAUCCACUGCCUGCCCAACACACAUGCCACUCAUCCAAUGUCUCAGCAUCUUCUCUCCUCUUCCCUUCCCUUCUGAAGGUAGAGUCAGUCCCAGGCCGAAGUGGCACAUAAUUAUAGCCACAUAUGGAGCGAACUUGGUGAGAAACUUGCUUUUCCGCACACCCUUAUAAUAACGGCUAUAUAUACACACAUACCCCCCACGCGCUCUUUGAGGACAAACAGACUUGCCAAGGGAACAAGAAUUUGCUUCCAAACAUGGAAGGAUCUUGGACUAUUGGAUUUGACCAAUUUGGGUAUCUUGCCCAGAGAGCCAAAGAGUUAUUGGGUCUUCUCCUCCCGCAGGGACAGUGUGGGAGGGUCACGGGCCCCCCUUUCCACCAGGCUGUGACUUGUGGCGCUCAACUGUGUGUGCCAAAGCUGAUCCAUGUGUUCGUUUCUUUGUGCGACCCCAGCCACAGUGUGGGGUUUGGGACUUCCCAAAGUUUGGGACUUUGGGAAGCCGAUGGCUCACCCAUGCCAUGGCCAGUCUCGGCCAGCCCUCUGCACUGUGCUUCCUGCAUUUAGGAGCUGCCUAUACUGAUGGCAUCGGGCUUUGUCCCUUGCCAGAGGGGCAAGCAGAGCUGCAGCACCUCAACAGACCCUCCCGGAGCCUGUGAGCUCCCCCGUGAGCUGGGGAUGCGUCGCCAAUCCCCAGGCAGGCACCGCUGCCCUGCCUCGGUGGAUUUGCCAGCGAUUCUGCAGAGCCCCAGGUCAUUGAGCAGGCCCAGGGAAUGAGAAAAUUGGAAAAAGCUGUUGGGUUUCAGCUGAGUAGGCGGCUCCCAGCGCUUCGUGCCAACGAAGGCUUCGCCUUCCGGAGGCACAGCCUCCCCGUCGGCAGCUCCGCAGAUGUGCUCGGGGGUCUGGGGCCGGCAGCUCCAUGGGGGGAGGCUUUUUUGGUUUUGCAGAAAGGAAAUGGUUUCCCCCUCAUCCCACCCUGCUGCGCAGCCUAACGAGGUUCCAAGGUGGGAGGUGCAGGGGAUGGACACGGGGUGGGCAGCCUGGUCCUAAUCCAUGGGACUGAGCUGUGGAGAGACGCAGCCUCCACCUUCCCCUGCCCGUUCCACAGCCAGAGUGCUGAGGUGUGGUGUUCCUGUGGUCAAAGCCCACUGGAAACCAGAUCACCCUUUCCUCACCCACUGGAAAGAGCCACCAGCCAAGCAUGGGGACACCACCAGCUCAGAGGGGUGGCCUGGACAGAGAAGACACAGCCCUACUUCCCUGGAAGGGGUUGGUUUGGGGGCUGCAGCAAUAGAUCUGAGGACAAAUAGAGCAAUUGCUGAGGUGCCUGCUCCAGGUAAACAUCCUCUGGUUGGUGACACCGAGGCUGAAAGUGCCACAGCUACAAAGUGCCCACCUGAGUCCCCAGAGCUCCCUGGGACAUCCUCUCCCAUUCCCACUGGGGCUGUCACUGCAUCUGCAUGUGGGACCCAGUGGCUGUGACACCAGGGCCAUCAGCUGCACCCCUGGCAAUGCCAGCAUGAGGGGACUCAGCCAGCACCCAGAGUUGGAGACCUGAUGGGAUAUCCAUCUCCUCUUCCUGGGCAUUAACCAGCCCAUCCAUCCUGCCUCCAGCCUUCUCUGCUCUACAGUGCAGCCCCCAGCUGGGAACAGCUACGUUCUCCCCCUCAAACCUGGCAGGCAGGGAGAGGGCACAGCCUGAGUGACACUGCACCUCCUCCAGGGAGCAGUGUCACCCCACAUACCCACCCUCUGCCCCCAUCUGUAUUUCCAGGCUUGGUAUCCCUCCCAUCUGUCAUGCCAGCUCCCCACACUGCACAGAGACCUGCCAGGCCAGGGGGAAGAGGGAUCCACUGUGGAUCAAGUCAUCCACGCUGAGAAACACCACUUGGGGCAGGAGGAGGGGGCCAGGGGGUCCUAUUCCCAUGGAAAGCACAGGGCUCUUUUUUCGGUUAUACAAGAUGAAACCACAGGGAUAUAAAUGUCACUGCCUCUUUGAGAACAUUAAUGAAAAUAAACCCAUUUAAUAGUUUGCAGAUGCUGUUUCUGUAAACCUAAAAAAAGCAGGGAAUAAAUAUUUCUUCACUAAAUAUCUAUAUGUAUAUAUAUAUUUGAAAACAUUUGCUCCUAAUCUUAGGGCCCCUCCUUUGCUGUGCUUUUGGCAGCUUAUCACAGCUUGUCAGUCAAUGCUGAACUCACCAAGAAGAGAUACAAAUUGCACCCAUGGAGGGGUAGCAGGACUGAGGGAUUAUUGUAAUCUAAGCUCUCUCUCGCCCUUUCUAUUUGUACAUUUCAAUUACUUGUAACAAGAUCCAUGGUGGAUUUUUUUUUUCUUCUGCAUGUCUGUGUUUUGGAAAUUUUUGUAAGGUUUUUGUAAAAACAACUCUUGUGAAAUAAUGGAGGAAUAAAUAUUUUACUGAGUAGAGACGUGUCAGUGCAUGUGAUAGGGACCUGAGUCUUCCCUCACCAGCCACUGUGGUUUCCCCACCUGCCCUGGACAAGCAGCCUGGGCAGAAAUUGAAUUAAGAGGCAGCAAGGAGGGUCAGAUUCUGUACAGAAAUCGAGCUGAAAGAACCCAAAGAGUGGAAAUAAACCAUCAGAAUGCAGAGCACUUUCCAGGGAGUGAAGGCCCACAGGUGCAGAGCAGGCACUGAGCACCCAAAACAAGAGGAAUCAAUGGUCAGGCAAAGGUGAUACCAAGUAGUUGAGGCAGCAAAGUUAAAAAGCAAAGUUAAACAGGGCUCCAGAAGCUCACAGUGCUGAGCUAUCCAGCAGCAGAUUUAAUGCAAUGUGGAGAGGUGUCAAGAUGUGCCCAGGGGAAACUGUCCCCAGCACAUGCUCAGACUGAGGCAGCGAGUCAAGUGGCAGGAAUUGCUAGGAACGGAUCAGAGAGCAAGGCAGAAAGUGUCCUCACUGCACAAAUAAAGCUUGAAAUCCAUUGUGCCAAGAUAUUGUGGAGAUCAAUGCUAUGGUGCAUUCAGAGAGGGUGAGAAAGUUAAUGGUGGGUGGGUGUGGGUGCAACACAAGGGAUUGAGCAGGGAUUGGCAGGUAUUCAGCUGCCUGUGCAGAAAUCUGCUGCCCUGCCGACUUCCAGGAGAGCUGGGAGGAGAAGGGACACCUGGGUUUCCCAUGUUUCUUUUACUUGCCUUCACCUGCUGACUUGCAGCAGCCUCCUGUCAGGCCAGCUCACAUGGUGUCACUUACAGGAUGGCUCUGUCACCUCCUCCUCCCCCCCAGGCCAUCCUUAAUCCCCCACACAGCCAGGGGACCACCACGCUAUCCCAUGGACCCAGAGAGGCUCAGCUCCAUGGGAGCCCAGGAUCAGCUCCCUCCCAGCAGCAGACUUUGUCCCUCCCAUCACCAGUGGCUGCUGGGACAUGUGGAUCCAAGGUUGAGGAAGGAAGGACCCCUAAACAAUGCAUUCCAGCUGUCCCUGCAGGGGAACAAGGCUCAUCCCACACCAUCCCUGCAGCACCCAGCAGGAGCAAUUCCCCAUACUGGACAUCACCCCAGGCCCACCAUGGUCCCACACACUUGACCAUCCCUGCCAAACUCCUCUGCUGCUAAUUAUUUAUUCAUUCAGUAAGUGGCUUGUAGAUUAUUAAGGCAAAUUGUCCAACCUCCUGCACAAAGAAUAUCACCCAAGCAGCAUCCUCGUGUCCUCAGCACGUGGCCAGUGCAGAGCAUCCCUUUGGAAAGCAUCCAGCCCUGAGUCAAGAGACCCUUGGAAGUGAUGAACUUACAGAUCCCAGGGCAGAUUCCUCCAGUGACUCAUCACUGUUGGCUGCUGGAAAUAUGUCACUUAUUUCCUGCCUGAACUGUCCCAACUUCAGUUCAUCUUCCACUAGAGCAGAAGGUCUCAACCCAUGGUCAGUCAGCUCCCAGGAGCUGGUGGACAUCUGAGGGAUCUCAAACCAGGGGACAGACAAGUGUGGAGAGCUGCAGCUCACCUGGCAGGGUCUGCACUCCACGGGGGAGGGAGAUACUGGGGGCAUUUUUCCUCGCUGGAAGGGCACAUCCAUCACCAGUACUAAUUUCAGCAGGACAGCUGGUCUCCAUCCAUGCACUACGACUUUGGGAGUGUGGGAAGAUUGCAAAGACAUUUGCAAACUGUUUCCUUCCUCAAAGCAGUUGGUUUUCAACCAGGUGAAUCCAAAAGGGCGGGUCUCAGGUGAUGGGAGGAUCUUUCUGGACCCCCUUCCUUGUUUCUGACCCCACAGCCUGACACUUAUGUGUGACUUGCUGACUGAUGAAAAGUUGAAGUUUGCCCCUAGAAUAUUUUAAUGAGAACAGUUUUGUGUUGUCAUCAGCAUAGGCUGCUACAGCAGCAAGACAAAACAGAGCUCACAUUUUCCAGCUCACGGGGACACCCGCCUGGUUAUCCCGGUCCAGAAUGAAUUACAGACAAAUCGUGGUGACAGUAUCCUCCUUUUCCUUUAUCCUUGUGCUGCUGAGCCCUUCUCCCUCUGGUGGCAACGGGAAGAUCUGAAGACCCUCUGAAUCCUGCUGGCAGCAUGCACAAACUGCAGGAACACGUUCCUAUGACAGCACCGUGUCACCUCCCAGCAGCAGAGCUCCUCCUGCCCUUUGGAGCAGUGCUCCUGUCCUGGGGGUCGUGAUGCUCACCCCAAACUCCACAUUCCAUAUGGAAGGAGCAUCUCCUCCCUGCAGCAGAUAUUUUGCUCGCUGCUGCUUCUUUCCAACCCCACAGGGAAGCAA